This is a messenger RNA of Penicillium maclennaniae, 1206 nucleotides long. Its product is annotated as cytochrome P450. The transcript is spliced from 5 exons. Gene Ontology annotation, molecular function: heme binding; monooxygenase activity; iron ion binding. Lineage: Eukaryota; Fungi; Ascomycota; Eurotiomycetes; Eurotiales; Aspergillaceae. The record is from RefSeq and is a predicted model, not a curated record. Bases 1 to 1206 code for a protein of 401 amino acids.
AUGUAUGAAGCGCGUAAAGACACCAAGACCUUCGUCAAGAGCGAGUUCUACGAAGGGGGCAACUUUGCUGCUGAGGCAACUUCAAUCGUCAGCGAGCGCAGCCCGCAAGCUCAUGCAGAAAUGCGUCGCUAUCUCGCCAGUGCCUUUUCGGACCGGUCUUUGAAAGCUCAGGAACCAUUGAUCGCAGCCGUUGUGGAUGAAUUCAUUGAACAAAUUGGUAUCAAAGGCAAAGACGGGCUGGAUCUCGUACUUUGGUUCAAUUUAACCACUUUUGAUAUUAUUGGGAGCCUAGCGUUCGGCCAGGACUUUGGUGGUGUCAAGUCUGGAACACAUCAUUUCUGGGUUUCAAUUGUGGUGAAAAGUCUGGGUCUUGGAGCACUAGCAGACUGUUUCAAGAGAUUUCCCUGGGCUGCCAAGUGCUUCCUCGCUCUUUUCCCUGGCCUACUCAAGAAGCUCGCGCACGAUACCCGACGGCAUGAGGCUUACACAAUGGAUUUGGUGAAGAAACGCAUCGCUAACCCGACUGGCCGCACGGAUUUCCUGACGAAGAUACUCGAGAGCAGAAAGGAGGCCAAUAUUCCAGAUAUACAACUCGCGGCGCAUUCAUCUGAUUUUGUUAUCGCGGGAAGUGAGACCACAGCAACUGCACUUUCAAGUGCAACAUACUAUCUUCUUCACCAUCCAGCGGCUCUUCGUCGGCUCCAGGAUGAAGUUCGAGGGGCUUUUCAAAAAUAUGAGGAGAUUAGUGCGGCUUCAACGGCUAGCCUGAGCUAUCUAAAGGCUGUCGUUCUCGAAGCGAUGCGAAUGUACCCUCCCUUGCCGUUCUCUUUGCCCAGAGUGGUACCUGAUGGGGGUGCCACGGUAGAUGGGUACUUUUUGCCAGAGGGAACAAUCGUUUCAACGAGCCCCUUUGCAGCUUGUAUGAGCUCGCAGAACUUCGAGGAUCCACGGGAGUUCCGACCUGAGCGAUGGAUCGGGAAGAAUCUGAUCGAUAAUCUCGACGCUAGUCAGCCUUUCUCCCUAGGUACACGGGGGUGCAUGGGUCGCAGUCUCGGCUGGAUUGAAUUGCAAACCAUCAUGGCAAAGCUACAUUUUAAGUAUGACCUGACCUUGCUGAACGAUACAAUGGAUUGGCAGAAAGACUCUCGAAUGUAUACACUUUGGGAGAAGCCGUCAUUGAUGGUCAAAGUGAUACCUCGUGAAUAG